Messenger RNA from Hypomesus transpacificus, 6836 nucleotides. It is a transcript of the gene nectin1b, whose product is annotated as nectin cell adhesion molecule 1b. Lineage: Eukaryota; Metazoa; Chordata; Actinopteri; Osmeriformes; Osmeridae. The coding region runs from base 840 to 2339 and encodes 499 amino acids. Gene Ontology annotation, biological process: protein localization to cell junction; homophilic cell-cell adhesion; heterophilic cell-cell adhesion. The transcript is spliced from 6 exons. The record is from RefSeq and is a predicted model, not a curated record. Gene Ontology annotation, cellular component: adherens junction.
GUCAGCUACUCUGGCAGUUCAGGUUGUGGAGUCUUUAAGGACAGUCUUCAUCGCAGGAUCUUAGGCUACAUUGUAGCCUAUUCGGUGAAAAGGGCUCAGAUAAUUUCUCGAGACUUAAAAAAAGUCCUAUAGAAGCGAACUACUGUUCACCAUAGUCACGGAGCCGAAUUCUCAAUUUGGCAGGAGAAAGACGUUUGAACCUUGUUUUAAUUUUAAAGUUUCAGGACCUGUCAAUACAAUAAGCAACUAGAUUCCUGUUCUUUUAUCCUGCGGUUUAUGCGCCAUUUAGAAGAACGAACUGUUUCUGGAACUUGUCGUUGGAGCAUCUCCCGCCCCCUAGCCUGUACUCUAAAAUACCAGAAGGGGGUCCUCCACUUCCGAACUGCAGCACUGGAUGAAUACGGGAUUCAAGGUAGACUGAGGAAUCUGUAAUUUACAACCUGAACAGAACUUAUACGGCUUUUGAUCAUCUUCUUUUUGCCUUUAUUCAUCUGUUGUACCCUUUGCAGAACUGAGCUCAUCUCGUUCGCGUGUGCUUGACGCGCUUUGGAUUCAUUUUGUAAGGGAGAUUUAAUCUUUCUUCGAUCUACUCGAUCACCGAUUUGAAUCACGAAGCACAAUUCAAAGCUACCAGAGCUGUUAUUGGAAUAGCCGUGGACUCUUAUUGAUGCUUUAAGUAGGCCUAUAUACUUUGAAAAGUACAGCAUCUUCUCAAGGUAACGGAGCAGUCCAGACGGACAGGAAUUUGCGCUGAAGUUUGCAUGCCUAGUCCAUAUCGUCUCGAGUGAACGUAGCCAUCCACUCAGGGUAUCAGAAAAGGUCCGUGUGGUUGAAGUGCCAUGGCGAUGUCUACAACUCUUUGGAUACUCCUACUGGCUUUUAACAUCCAAGAGGGCCAUGGGCAGAUGGUACAGAUGGACUCCAUUAAGUCAGGCUUCGUCGGCUCUCAGGUGGAGCUGCGCUGCAUCUUCGUCAACAGUAACCCGCCGGUGAAGAUCUCCCAGGUCACCUGGCAGAAGUUCCUCAACGGCACCAAGCAGAACGUGGCCAUCGCCAACCCUGCCCUGGGAGUGUCUGUCCUGCCACCCUUCAAGGAGCGGGUCGCCUUUAAGCAGGCCGCCGUCCGCCACCGCACACCCUCUCUGGAGGACACCACCAUUGUGUUCAGCAGCCUGCGGCUGUCCGACGAGGCUGCAUACAUCUGCGAGUAUACCACCUUCCCUGCUGGCAACCGCGAGAACAUGGUCAACCUCACUGUGUUCGCUCGACCUGUGACACGUAUGACACUGACCACGCCUACCAUCGUGGCCCGAGCCCAGAAGCGAAAGAUGACAGUGGCCACCUGUCUGUCAGCCAAUGGCAAACCUCCGAGUGUGAUCAAGUGGGAGACGAGGUUGAAGGGAGAAGCCACCUUCCAGGAGACCCGGAACCCUAACGGCACUGUGACGGUGCGAAGCAACUAUGUGGUUGUGCCAAGCCGUGAGACCCACAAGCAGAAACUCACCUGCGUCGUCACUUACCGCAACGAGAGGAUCACAGACAGCGUGGUGCUGAACGUGCAGUAUGAACCAGAGGUGAAGAUUGAGGGCUUUGACGGGAACUGGUACCUGAACCGCCAGGAUGUCCAGCUGACCUGUAACGCUGAUGCCAACCCACCCGUUACCGUGUACCAGUGGAAACUUUUGAAUGGCUCCUUGCCCAACACUGUUGAGAUCAAGAACAACUCCCUAUUUUUCAAAGGGCCUGUGACCUACGACCUGGCUGGCACGUAUGUCUGUGACGCCACCAAUGGUAUAGGGACCCGUACUGGCAGCGUGGAAGUCAACAUCACAGAAUUCCCUAACAACCCACCACCUGGGGGCCGUGAGAUCCCGCAGGAGCAGCACAGUACUGGGGCCGCCAUCGGGGGCGCUGUGGGGGGAGUCGUCCUGUUGGGGGUGGCUGCCACCCUCCUCUUCGUAUUCCUGCGGCGUCGGCAGCGCACCUUCAAGGGUGACUACAGCACCAAGAAACAUGUGUUUGGGAAUGGCUAUAGCAAGGCCGGGGGCCUACCUGCCCAUCCUCCUAUACCCAAGAACCUCCAAUACCCAGACGACUCAGAUGACGAGAAGAAGCCUGCCCAGAUUAGUGGCCCAGGAGGCUUUGAGGCUAGCGAGCGCGAUUUUGAUGGAGAUGCAGAGGACCUGAAGAGGCCCUAUUUCACUGUGGAUGAAGGAGAGAGCCGAGAAUAUGACGAACGGACUCUCACUUUCCAGUAUGACCCUGAACCUGAAAUCGCUGAUGACAUGGUAUCCCAAACCGAUGGCUCAGUCAUAUCCAAGAAAGAGUGGUAUGUGUAGGGGAAUGCAACAAACCAAACAACCCCUUCCCCCCUACCCUCCUGCAUCCCCCCCCCCCCCCUUCACCACCAUGAUCAACCCUACCCUUCCAUUGUCUGCCCCCAACCCCACCCCACCCUCAACCCCAUCCCUCAGUUGCACAACCUAGCAUCUCCCAUCAGGGCCCAUUCAAAUAAUCUGUGUUAGCAAACACAGUGUCGAUUUAAAGAGCUUGCAACGUCAACUCAUCAACAAUACUUCAUGGUAUAUCGGAACUCCAUUAGAUGAAUCUUCAAACAAUACAAAAAAAUAUGUAUAAAAAAUAUUGGACUCAUGCCAAUCACCAUUGACUAAAGGCCAGGGAGCUGGCUACCUUAUCAAUACUGGUGUAUUUUGCUUUUGGUGAAUUUUUAUGUUACUGUAAAUGUAUUAAAUGUACAAAAAGAGACAAUAAGGAAUGGGGUAUUGCUAAGCACAUUUGUGAAAGUCCUACACUGGAUGUAUGAUACAGUUUUUGUAAUUCUCAUCAUUGCCUUGUGUGCUUAUGUUUUUUAUGAUCUACUUUUGUAUUGGUUCAAGGUAAUCAGAAACUAAAAAUAAAAUUCCUUGCGAUUCAUUAUUUUAGAAAAAGUGAUAUUUUUGCUGUAACAGCCCUUUUCUCUCUGCUUUUCUUUUACCAUCUACAUAUUGGCAAGACAUUCAUAUUGAACAUCAACAUAAGGCAUGUGUUGACUGAUACAGAAAAAUUAGCUGCCUUCCAAGACAUUGAAAUGCUCAAAACUCAGUGUGUAAUGCUCUUACACCAUGAGACCAGAUAUCAUACUCCAUACUCAUGGCAGUACCAACGGAUGACAUGCCAGAACAUGCUUCAAAUUUUCAAUCGCCACAUUUGUUUGGUGCCCAACAUUGAAUGACUGAUAUACCUUAGUAUGAGAGAGGAGGACUGUUGUCUUUAAGCAUUCGACGUCACUAUGUUCCACAUUCCCUUUUGGAUUCAAUUGGGGUGUGACACGUCCACUGUUUUCAACGUAACAUGUUAUGCUCUGACAUGCCAUUUCUGUCACUUAAACUUGAAAGAGUGUUCCUGUGUAAUCUGACCACUGAAAUGAAAUGUCUAAUUUUGUGUUGAGUGGACAUAAUUGUGUUUUCCCGUAAUAAUGGUUAUUUCUAGUAAGGUUACAUCAGAGAAAAAUUGCCUUUGGAAUUACUCUGAUGCUCAGUGGUGUGACUUUUGCCUGUUUAUGACUUUGGCUUCUCUUGGCUGUAAACAACUGGCCAAGUGUGCUUGGCAACACUGCACCAUCUAUUUAGAGUGUCUGAUGGACAUGGACAUUGGGGAAAUAUCAGUCUGUAUGUUUCUGCAUGCAGGAUUGUGAUUUGUAAAGAAAAGGGAAACGAUAUUGAAAGUGAUAUUUUGCGGAAGAUUGAAUUAUGGAAUUAGUCUGUAGUGGGGUUUUUUUUGCUCUCAGAGUAAUGUCUCAAUACAUUUGACUGCAACAACUAUUUUCAGGUUCAAAAAAAGAAGAAAAUAGAAUAAAACACAUGUUCUCCUUCCCCAAAAUGUUGGCAGCGGAAUCUACAGAUGGCAGUUUAAUCAUCCUUUAUAGAAGCAUUGUUUUGCUAGCUUUUAUAAACCACAAUAACGAAUGCCAGUGAAUGUGGUUCCUAUUUUUUGCCCAUAUAUUUGAAGUCUGCCACACAAAUGGCAGGCUUUGUUAUAAAGAAAAAUUAACCAUUGCAAAAUAUGAAAUAUAUAUAAAACUACAUCUGACACACUGACCAAUAUAGAUAUUAAGCCUUAUUUUAUGCAUGUGAUUUUGUGUGGGGGUGGAAGUGUGUGUGUGUGUACUGUUUUUCCUCAGUGUCAAGCCAGACCAUUGUGUAUGUGGGUUUGCAGCUCGGCAGAAAACACCAUGCCAAUGUUUAUAAAGUGGUGACGUUCAGGUUUUGUAAACUGGUGGACAACAAGGAUUUCAGGAUCAAAGACUAAAGUCUAACUUUAAACGUGCACGUUUAUCUACAGAUUCAUCAGCUGCAUUUUUCAUCCACAAUGCUUGUAUUUGUUCAGAAGAAUGUGGGUUAUAAACCACCACACAUGCAGUAUUUUACAAAAUGUGUAUUUUUUUUACAUAAUCACAUGAAAUGGAACUGGUACUUUAGUUUGUUCUUUAAUGGAUGCUUUUAUUUCUUUUACAUUUUCUAUGUCAUGAUUAUAACCGCAUACAACCAACAUUCUUUACCAAAAAAGGUAACGUAUGAUUAAUUGCUUUGAGAUUUUAUCAUUCAGUGCCUAUGAAAUUCUGGAGAUAUAAGGUUAGGUAAACAGUUGCUGCUCCCCUUGUCAUCCAAUACGCACAGUGUGCAUUGCCACUUAAGUGUUGCAUGGAUUGUACUGUAAUUCAUAAAAAAUACGGUAGAAAAAAACAACUUUUGACAAUUACCCAAGAAAAAUUAUAUUUAAUACAUUUUUCUCCAUUCUCCGUGAUUGUAAAAGUGACCUUUUUUUUAAUCAAAAAUAAUAACAAUUUGCCUAGGAAAUCUCUAGCACUUUUACUCUGUUAACAAAUUUAAAUAUCAUAUUUGGAAAGGACAAAUAGAGUUGCAGAUUGGGAAAUCUCUGUGAAAGCACAAACUGCUAACUUUGUAGUGAAAUAUUCAUAAUUUAGAUUUUGGUCAAGAAUUCAUGAACCCAAAUCCAACUGUGGACCAUGAGCAAGUCGUUAAUGUAACUAAGGUCAAUUCUAUUUUAUCAAAGCACAAAUGGAAAUACUCUUUGUGCUUUUAUAAAACCACUGCCAUACGUUCUUCUUGAAAACACAAAAACCGAGUUUGUAUUUUCCGGCUACACACUCUGGUUGGUGUAAACAUUGUAUCCAUAACGUGAUGAUGAUGUUCUCUUUUGUAUAACUGACCACAAUUCUAUUCCAUGCCCAUCUACUGUUGUAUACAGUAUGUCUGCUUCAGAGCUCAACAUUCCACUGUAAAUAAUGUACAUAAUGUUGAGAUUAUAGUUGGUUUUAUCUAGGGAUAACUGCAUAGGGACCCAGUUAAUGUGUAAUGGAUCUAUUUUGACUGCAAAGCUGAGAAUCACAAUGAUGGAUUGAUUGAUCGAUCUUACUAUUAUAAUCCACAUAAAUGCCACUCCAGUAGGUUUUGUUAUGCCAUCGAAGGCUUCAGUGUCAAACAAAGGGGUGUUACUUAUGUUGACUUUGUAUAUAGGAGGAAGAAAAAAAGAGAUCUUUUCUGUACGCAGCCAUGUGAAUGUACAUUUCUGAGGGUGUUACAAAUAUGAGAAAAUAUCUUGUUCACAUGUGAUGACCCAGUGAAGUAACUUGUAUUUGUUUUAAAGCAUUAAAUGAUUUCAAUAGUCAAGAAUGUUUUGUCCCCAAUCACUAAAUGGUUUACAUUGGUUUACAAUGGUUUACAUUUUAAAAUGUCUCUUAUGAAAUCUGGUCCAUAUUUGCAAUGCAUCUCAUACUGCAGAAUCAGGUAAUGGCAAAAUCCAAUUCCAAAUUCAACCACUGGUAAUGUAACCUAUAUGGUCUUCCUUGCAAUUAGUUUCAUUGUAAAUCAAAUGUUGAUGAUAUGUAUUCCAAAUUAUAUAUUGGUGAAGAUGUUUCUUAUGGUGCAGUUGCUUAUUUGGUAUGGUCAUGUUUUCUUAUAUUUAACUUCUUAGCCUUAUGGGUAAUUUAUUUUCACAUUAUGUGAGCCUUAAGUGUAAAACAUCACAUAUUUGUUUUGAAAUUAACUGGGUCCUUACUUCAUUAACGAGGAUGAUCACCAUAGAUGAUGGGAAUAGAUUGAAGGGCAUAGGGUUUCAACUCAACAACUUCAGAUAGAUCCCGAUAUUGUUAACCAUAUCGUAUACCUUGUAACUUUACAUUAAUCCAGAAGGUACACAUUGCAAGGUUAUGGGGAGAAAUAUCCUGUCUUAGCCAGAAAUACCCAUCCAAGAGUAGAGAACUGAAGGGCAGACAUCUGCUCCAUGUUCAUUAAAAACCUAUGAGUUCAUCUGCAGCUGUUGCUAUCCAUCCCAAAAAAAGAGCCCUCUGUCCAAGCGCAGCUUUGAUGACGUAUUGGGUUCUGAUAGCAUGGGUAGGGGGGUGGAGAGGGGAGUGGAUGUGUGUGUGUGGGGGGGGGGGGGGGACAUACAGUUUCUAACCCACUCGGUCCAUAGCAAUGUUGUCAAAUCUGUAAAACCAAAUUUGUAUGCACUAUUGUGUUUACAGUGCAAUCCUCUGUUUAAGCUGUGGUGUGAUCUCAGUAAGUAUUGUUCUUGUAAUUGAAAGGUACAGCUAUCUUACAUGUAUGGCGUAGCCUGUAACUAAAGGAGAUGUGAAUUGUUUUGUUACCAUGGUAUAUUUAAAGCAUAGUUCUUACAAAUUACAUUUUUUGGACAUAUAGAUUGUUGAUGGGUUUUAUCAAUAUAUGUUUAUUUUGCUUCUUAUACUUGCUUUAAAUGUGUACAGUUGAAGGUAUCAUGGAGCUCUCCAUAAUAAAAGAAAAUACACAACUUUA